CUGAGGGACAGUCUGGUCACAACAGCAGGAUGUUUGGUGUCACCACUGUCACACUCUGAGUUCUUUGUAGAGGACCAACAGACAGACCCUAGUGGUAGUCUAGAUGGAAUGCCUUGGGGUCACCAGACCAGACCAGUCUCUAUGGGGUGAACUGUGUGCCCAAGAAGACUGGGCACCUCAGGCUGAAGUGAUCACUGUUGGACUCACAUUACAUGUAGGACAGUGAUUGGGCACAAGACAGUGCCACAGUGGGGCACAGAGGGUCCUCCGAGGACUUCCAUGUCCAGGACUGAUGCUCACUGAUUAUCGCAAACCCACUUUUUUGCUUUGUCUACUUUGGCUUUACUGUGCCCAGUGUGACUGGCAGGGACAGCCAGCACUAGACAUGAAGCCCUUCAUGUUGCUACCAGCUCCCCCAAUAUCCACUAGGUCUCCCGGCAAUGAGGUGCCAGGCUCAGACACCAAAUGCCACUUUGUGCUGCAGCCUUGGCGCCUGUGCUGCUUGUUUUUUGCAGCCUUGGCAGAAUUGAUGGAGCCUCAUUAAAUAUUGACGUGCGCUUAUGUGCGCCAGGGAGCCGCGCUGCAGGCUGGGCAGGCCACCGGAUCUGGAGAGGGCGAGUGCCACCUGGCGACACUGCAUUUUGAAUGGUGGCAUGUGAUUCUCAAUGGCUAGUGUUUACUGAAGGUUCACUGGUAGUGCAUGUGCAUCAUCUUGGCAUUGUCACUGGCAGCCACUGGCACUCCACGUGAUGUCCCCAGGGGUUUAGGCCAUCGGAUUCUUGUCUUUCCCCGUCCUGACCCCCGCAAUGUGAACGCCCGCUGGCCUGAUAACACUACUGCCUGUGCCCUCUUGUGUCUGCCAGGGGUCAGCCGAUUCGUACACCAGUAGGCCCUCCGACUCCGACCUGUCCCUGGAGGAGGACCGAGAGGCGUGUCGGCGGGAAGCCGAGCGCCAGACGCUGCUGCAGCUCGAGAGAGCCAAGACUAAGCCCGUGGCGUUUGCCGUGAAGACCAAUGUCAGCUACUGUGGGGCACUGGACGAGGACUGUCCAGUCCAAGGGGCUGCCAUCAACUUUGAAACCAAAGACUUUUUGCACAUUAAAGAGGUGGAAAUACAACAAUGACUGGUGGAUCGGGCGCCUGGUCAAGGAGGGGGCUGACAUCACCUUCAUCCCGAGCCCACUGCGGCUGGAGGCCAUGAGGCUGAAGCAGGAGCAGAAGCAGAGGAGGACCGGUGGAAACUCAUCGUCAAGUCUGGGGGACAUGGUGUCAGGAGGCUGGCGGUCCACACCGCCAUCUACAGCCAAACAGAAGCAGAAGCAGGCCGAGCACGUCCCCCCAUAUGAUGUCGUCCCCUCCAUGAGGCCCGUGGUGCUUGUGGGCCCCUCACUCAAAGGCUACGAGGUGACUGACAUGAUGCAGAAGGCCCUCUUCGACUUCCUGAAGCACAGGUUUGAGGGCAGGAUAUCCAUCACGCGGGUCACUGCAGAUCUGUCCCUAGCCAAGCGGUCAGUCCUCAAUAAGCGGGCCAUCAUUGAGCGCUCCAACACCCGCUCCAGCCUGGCGGAGGUCCAAAGCGAAAUCGAGAGAAUCUUUGAGUUGGCCAAAACCCUGCAGCUGGUCGUGUUGGACGCCGACACCAUCAACCACCCAGCGCAGCUCAGCAAAACAUCCCUGGCACCCAUAAUUGUGUUCGUCAAGGUGUCCUCGCCAAAGGUGCUGCAGCGGCUCAUCAAAUCUCGAGGAAAAUCCCAAAGCAAACACCUGAAUGUCCAGAUGAUGGCAGCAGACAAGCUGGCACAGUGCCCUCCGGAAAUGUUUGACGUGAUCCUGGAUGAGAACCAGCUGGAGGACGCCUGUGAGCACCUGGCAGAGUACCUGGAGGUGUACUGGCGGGCCACCCACAUGCCAGGGCUAGCAAACAUCAACCCACUGCUGGAGCCAAGCCUGGCGCCCCGACCCUCUGCCACUGCCGGACUUCAGGAGCAGCAGGACGAGCCGGCAGAAGAGAACUCGCCCCUCGAGCAGGACAGCCUGAUGCCCGCAGAUGAUGUCACCCAGUCAUCCCGUGGAGGGGGCAAGACAUGGAAGCCACCCGGUCAGCGUGGUCCACGGCGCCUCGAUACCGAGGAGUACUCCGAUGCCUACGAGGACCUGUACAAACCACACCGAAACCACAGCGCCAGCCUGCACAGCUCCAACGGGCACGAGUCCCAGGACCGGCUGCUUGAGCGCGAGUCGGAGCAGAGCCACAACGAGCGCAACAGUCACCAGCGCAGCCGGCCCUGGCCUCGGGACAGUUACUGAGAGGAGGGGGGGGGGUGAGGUGGCAGGCCGGGCAUCUCUCUGCUCGGAGGGAUGGGCUAUACUCAUCAGGGUGGGCACAGAAACAGCCCUGAUCUGAGCCAGUCACAAGAUGACCUUUUGCCACCCUUAGGCCACAGAGUGAGGAUAAGCCCCGCCACGUCCUGUAUGCCACUUGACCGUGCCUGCCGCCGGACAAACAUGGCACCUGUCAAGUCCAGAAACAUGGGCGACGAUGUGCUGCCAUUGAAAGGCACUAUAAAGCAGGCAGGACUUGACGGACAUGUCCGACACUUGACCCCUUGCCCUCAGUCUUGAGGUCACGAUGGGGGGGCUCUGAUGUAAACAUUAGUAGGCACCCUCGCCCAUCCCCAGCCACUAAAACUGGCACAUGUGAUGCAAUGGCCAGCGUCACACGUGCCACCUGCUGACCAUACUGCCAGGUCUUCCCACUGGCCAGCUGCACAAACAAACUUCCUUGUUCACCUCAUUUGAACCCACCAGGUCUUCCAAGCCCAAUGCCAGCUGUACCAAGUCUUCCUGCUGCUUGUGUGGUGCCAGCUUGACAUUAAAUGCCCACUGUCCCCCAGAUGAUCCAGUGAAGCACAACAGUAGCACGCUGCCGUCCUCAUCUGCUCCCGCUUGACACACUAUGGCUGGCGGGGCAGCUGGACACUGGCACCCAUGUCUUGCCACACAGAGGUGGGCCCAAUGCCCGCCACUGCUCAAAUCGCCUUCCUGUUGCAGUAGAGAUUCUAAUAAAGAGUUCAAGGCAA
Molecule: messenger RNA, 3080 nt
Organism: Erpetoichthys calabaricus (reedfish)
Lineage: Eukaryota; Metazoa; Chordata; Cladistia; Polypteriformes; Polypteridae
Gene: cacnb3a
Product: calcium channel, voltage-dependent, beta 3a
Exons: 12
Coding region: 1015-2307 (430 amino acids)
Biological process (GO): chemical synaptic transmission; regulation of voltage-gated calcium channel activity; calcium ion transmembrane transport
Cellular component (GO): voltage-gated calcium channel complex
Molecular function (GO): high voltage-gated calcium channel activity; protein binding
Source: RefSeq, a predicted model, not a curated record